This is a messenger RNA of Anneissia japonica, 2308 nucleotides long. RefSeq names its product sushi, von Willebrand factor type A, EGF and pentraxin domain-containing protein 1-like. The coding region runs from base 110 to 2308 and encodes 732 amino acids. The record is from RefSeq and is a predicted model, not a curated record. The transcript is spliced from 10 exons. NCBI's taxonomy places the organism in Eukaryota, Metazoa, Echinodermata, Crinoidea, Comatulida, Comatulidae.
UACUUUUGUAGGUCUAUCAGGAGCCGAUAUACCUAACCAUAUCCAACCAUGGAAAUUACCGCCUACUCAUCCAAUUCUUUUUAAAAACUCAAACAGUAUUACAAACAACAUGUUUAACGAAUGCUCCUGCAAAAGGGUUGUUAUUAUAUUUUGCUUCCUAGUCAUUUUGCCAAUAGAGGCUGUAUCAGGAGACUGUAGCUCUUCACCACCGUCGUUUGAGCAUUCUACCUUUACAGGCGGUGGGUCAAAGGAAGGAGAUUAUGCUAUCUAUUCGUGUGAUUCCGGUUAUGUGCUUACUGGAGAUCAAAAAUAUGGGGUACAAUUUUGUGAAAGUGGAAAAUGGGUAGGAGAAAACAUUGAAUGCAAAUGUUUACAAUGUCCAGAACCAUCAGCACCCGCAUUCGGAAACUUUAGUUCCAAUAGCUCAGAUUAUAUGGCCACUAUUUCAUACUCUUGUUACCAAGGAGUGAACCUUGAAGGAAAUAGCGAAAGACAAUGUCAGGGUGAUGGAACAUGGAACGGAGAGGCACCAAAUUGUACUGGUAGCAUUUGCAACCACACCGAUGAUGUUGUUAUUGGUGCAUUAUGCUAUAGUAUACGAGUAGAAGGCAAGACGUGGAAAGAUGCUAAAGCGAGUUGUUUAUCUAAUGGCAGUAGCCUUGCCUACAUCGGUGAUGCCGAAUCACAGAACGGGAUUGUUCAUGAGCUAACGAAGAGGUAUGGCAGUGAAGAUCACAACUACUGGAUUGGCCUAUAUGAAGAUAUGUUGUGGUAUUGGAUUGUUUCUGAUUCGCAAAUGAUCUACAGCAACUGGGAUUCACCUUCAGACGCAGAAGAAGGGAAAUGCUGUUACAUGAUGAAUGAUACAGCCACGUGGUCCAGUCAACAUUGUGGUAUUAAAAUAGGAUACAUUUGUCAAUUUGAUGAAACCUGUCCGACAUUUUUUAACACAGGUGGAAAAUUUGAACCAUACGGGCCAGAAGAGAUAGAUGGCAACAAAUAUUGUUUUGUUUUCAACCCUUAUGCGAAUGAGGAGAGAAACUGGGCGAAGGACAAAUGCCUUUACAGAUUUUUAACCCACGAUGGUGGAACAAUAUUAGAAGGAAAACUUGCAGAAAUAUUGAAUAAAGCCACACAAGAUUAUAUUACAAGUGCAAUAAAAUCUAAUCAUAAACUGCAGGGAAUUGAUUACUGGAUUGGGGCUGAGCAAAAGAAUGCCAAUCCUCGCAAGUGGAAAUGGACAAACGGUUUCAACUUAACGUAUUCUUCAUGGGGCAAUAUAGGUUAUUCCAUAGAGCCUAGUCAUCCUUCUGAAAAUUGUGUCGACAUGUUCAAAAUUCCUUAUGCGUAUGACUGGAACGAUGACGACUGUAGCAAGACCGACACACGGUACAUAUGUAGUUAUGAUCCUUGGUUACAUUCAGAAGAUUUUUGUGGCUUCCCAGGUGGUAUUCCACAUGGAGUUGCGGUUACUUCCAUCCAAUCACGAUACGCCAUAGGUGAUAAUGUUACUUACGUUUGCGAAGCUGGUUACCACUUCCAAGGACCGUCUACAAUUACAUGCAUCGGAAAAGGACAGUGGUUUCGAGACCAGCCAUCUUGUAUAGCUGUAAACUGCUCAUUCCCACCGCCAGCCAUUGAGUUUUCGAUGCAUACCGUCGUGUCGUCGCAGUAUCGUGGUAUUGUCGUUUAUAAGUGUACGAGUAAUCUUAUCCUGAUAGGUUAUGGUGUGUCAGUGUGUCUGUCAAAUGCAACUUGGAGUCAUCCAGAAUUUACAUGUGAACAUACGCCAACUUUCUUACAGACCACGUUGUCAAAGACCGAUACGGCUACUGAUCGGUUUACGACGUACCAGCAGAUGACGUCUUUAAAUGAAACAUAUCCUGCGAGGUCAACAACAGAGUCAAUAUCAGCACAAGAAUCGUAUUCUUUCUUUACACACGAACUACAAUCUACAGAAGGUGCGGAUGAAUCUUCCAGUAUAUCUCAUUCUACAGAUGAGGUCGGCUUACCAACUACCACAGAAAAUAGGCCGUCGACAAACGUUGCAAUUACAAUUCCCGAAAUGGAAACAUCGAGUGGAAAAAGCAAUACGUUGCCUUUGGUGACAGACAGCACAUACACUGUGGAAGCAGAUGCAACAGACGGCGUCAUGACAUCAAUGAUGCAAUCGGCAACGUCUGUAGGAGGACCACUGAAUAAAACCACCUUACUGACUACACUGACAAACGAAUCAGUGAAUCCCUCGACCAUGAGGCCGAUUGAGCUGAAAACAGGUAAAAGUCACAACCAGCUAGAGUAUAAAUGA